Schistosoma haematobium is the source of this 5470-nucleotide messenger RNA. Its product is annotated as Contactin-5. The transcript has 6 exons. The coding region runs from base 2238 to 2834 and encodes 198 amino acids. NCBI's taxonomy places the organism in Eukaryota, Metazoa, Platyhelminthes, Trematoda, Strigeidida, Schistosomatidae. The record is from RefSeq and is a predicted model, not a curated record.
UGAAUGCACAACAACCUUGAGUGGUCAUUGGUUAGCCGUUGUGUUGCUUUGAUAUCUUUACACAUUACAAGUUGAUUUUUAGUUUACACACUCAUCAGUAAUUCCUGUUGGUUGUUGUCGUUAGUAAAUGUGAUAACAGUGUUUGGCUUUUGACUUAACACUACAUAUUUUUCCUUUUAGAAUCUCGUGGUGUCUGGUCCGCUGUCACUGUACCUCGUCUGCGCAAACGUAAAUUACAUAGACGCAAACAAACUACUAGCUGGCCUUUUCAAUUAAUAGUGGCGAUAAUGCAUAGCGUUUCGGAACACGAAGACCCUGACCUAUAUUUUGAGCCUGUUAUUACUCUUCCCCUUUAACAGUCUGUAGUUCCGAGGAGAAUGAAGAGUGCCUAUUCAAACAGAGAGCACAACUGUUUCGUUUCGACACUAUUGACGAUCCCCCAGAAUGGAAGGAGCGUGGGGUUGGAGUGCUGAAAAUUCUACGUAACAGGACCAGUGGAUGCUAUCGCUUAUUGAUGCGUCGAGAUCGCACGUACAAGGUUUGUGCCAACCAUUAUCUCCUCAAAAAUAUGUACUUACGUCCAAACUGCAGCAGCAGUAGAGCUUUUGUCUGGAGUACGACAGCUGAUUUCGCAGACGAGGUGGUAAAACCAGAGUUAUUGGGUGUUAGAUUUGCUAACUGUACAUAUGCAGAAGAUUUUCGGAAAGUUUUUGAGGAAGGUUGUCAAGCAAGUGAUGAUAAACUAACUGAGAAUAGAUCCAGCAUUGAAGAUGCUCAUUCUGAUAAAGAGGAUAAAACUGAUGAUAUUGGCACGCUCUCGAAUUCUGUCAAAGAAUGUUUGAACAUUGCCUCACCAGAUACCAACUCUUCUGUUCAUUGCAGUUCGAUAAAAACCGAUGCUUAAAUAUCUCAUUAUUGAGACUUUUUUCAUAAACAAAUUCAGAUCUGUUAUACAAUAUCUAAAUUUUUAGAGAAGGUGUCUUAAAUAAUAUCUUAUUUGUUUCUCAUUAAGUAGUUUGUUGAAGCCAGUUCUCAAACAUCAAGCGUCAUUUUUUGUCUUAAUAAUGCCCUAUUCAGAGCUUAAAUCUGGUAACUCUAUUACAAAUGAUAUCUACAAGUAGAUGUGAAAUUUUACACCUUAUUCAAUUAUUGUUAUUUUAGUAAAGUCAUGGGUCUACUAAAAGAGUAGUGAACCAAGUGAUUGCCAUUAAUCUGGUUCUGUGUGUUUGUAUAUGAUUUCUCCAUAAAAUAGCAGUUGAACCAACAAGGUGAUGCAUACAUUUAUAGUUAUUUUAUCGUCUUUAGUUAUUUAUUUUCCAAGAAUCCUUCUUUUUAAGUUAAUUGGCAAGUGUUUUGUCAGUUAUCAACAUUUGAUUUUAAUCAGCCAGGUUGAUGAAAGGAGUUUUUACUCACAAACUGUCGCACUUCACAUCUGCACAUAGGAUUCGAUAGGCCCCAAAUGCCCUGGUAUGGUCGAGAGUGGGAUGGACCCGCCCUCCCUCUCGAAAUGCUCUCACACGGCCACGCGUAUACAGCCUCUGCCAGGGAAGUCCUACUCACUGCCUUCUCGUGGCGGGGGUGUUGUUUACGAAAAUGAGAGGACGAAAAGCGAAUGUCUGGCGCUUUAACCGGAUUCCAAACCAAUGGUGCACAUGGGCUCCAGUAUCCUGCGGGAGCAAAUGGCGUAUGAACCAAUUGUUAGUCACCGGCUACCAUGGGACUGCAUCUUUUCAUGAUGCUUCGCUGCCUCGUGGGUCAGACCUUUAGGCCAAGGGCUCGGGGUGUGGCCCCCUAAGAAAACCACCUGCUUCGGUCUGGGCACCCGGGCAGUAUCCCAGCCCACACACAAAUAUGAUGAAAUGUCAAUAUUUAUGGAAAAUACUUCUCUUGCUUUGAUUAACAAUCAAACGGUUCAUAUUAUUAUUAUUCACGUCAUCUAUUCACUCUCUUUUAUUUCCACUCUGUGUAUCCUUAUUUUUCGACUUAUACAGCAGCUCGCCUAUGGUGGAAAUUCGGUUCUAUCUGAACGAUCUCGAGUCACUGCUUGGUCGAAAGUUGUAUGCUUCCACCGAACACGAAUACUGAAACAGUCUUUCUGAAACCGCAUACACGAUUCAAACUGUCUACCUUCAACGUUCGCACACUUAUGCAGGUUGGACAACAGAUAGGGCUGGCUAUGUCAGGCUGGUUUUCGUUCCGGUCGAGGAUGUAUUGAUCAUAGCUUCAGCCUUCGCCAAAUGCUAGAACACCGUCAUACUUAUCAAAGGCCAGCAAUCGUAGUGUUUCUCGACAUUAGGGCUGCCUUCGAUUCGUUGGACAGGACUGUUCCCUGGGAUUGUCUAUUGAAGAAGGGUGUGCCUGAGAAGUUUAUUAACAUCCUAAAAGCCCUAUACACAAGCACCUCAGGCAGAGUGAGGGCAUACAACCACCUCUCUCCAUUGUUCCAUUCGAGCAGUGGGGUUAGGCAGGGUUGCCCAAUCUCACGAUUCCUCUUCAACUUUGCCAUCGAUGUCAUUCUGGAAACAACUCUGAUGGAUGUAAGUAGUGGCGGCGUGGAUCUGUUGCCUGGAGAAAGACUUCUCGACCUUGAGUAUGCGGAUGAUAUUAUCUUACUGUGCGAUAAUGCCCAAGCCAUGCAAUCUGCACUUAAUCAGUUGGCAAUCAGUGUCCGUAGGUAUGGUAUGUACUUUGCACCUUCGAAAUGCAAAGUACUUCUACAAGACUGGCAGGAUUCUAAUCCUGUACUCACCCUAAAUGAUGAUCAGAUAGAAGUAGUCGAGAAGUUCAUGUACCUGGGAAGCUGCAUAAGUGCUGGUGGUGGCGUGAGUGAUUAGAUAAAUGCACGUAUAGUGAAAGCUAGAGCGGCUUAUGCCAAUCUGGGCCAUCUUUGGUGCCUUCGUGAUGUUAGUCUGGCUGUAAAAGGUCGGAUCUACAAUGCGUCAGUGAGAGCAGUUUUGCUCUAUGCUUGUGAAACCUGGCCUCCGAGUUGAGGAUGUUAGACGACUCUGUGUUUUAUCAUCGUUGUCUCCGAAGGAUUGCUGACAUCCAGUGGCAACACCAUGUUAGUAAUGCAGAGGUUUGGCAUCUUGUGUUCGGGUGCAGAGACGAUAAUCCAAUUGGUGUCACCAUCUUUAAACAUCGACUUCGGUGGCUUGGACAUGUUCUACUAGUGUCGUCCCAAAGAAUUCUACGUCGUGUAUUAUUUGCGGACUUUGGGACUGGUUGGAAAAAGUGGAGAGGUGGUCAGUGUAUGACAUGGUGUCGGGGUAUAAAAAAAGCUGUAAAGGGCUGGCUUGUGUUGGUCCUUCACGACUCCUUGGCUUGGGUUCGAGAGAUGGUGCGACAGUGGCUAGAGACAUUAUCAGAUAUAGCUCAGGAUAGAAGCCAGUGGCGAUCCUGCUGUAACCUUCUUUUACUUUCUUCAUAAAAAUUGGUUGUAUCUUCCCUAACUGAAAGAUUUCUUCUGGUUGUACCUUUCCGUUUCUCCCAUUAUUACUAUUACGCUACCUUACACUAAUCUGUUCGUUAUUGUUCUUUUUUCUCUUCGAAUUCUCAUUGUUUUGUGUGGCGUAUAUAUAUUUGGUGCCCUCUUGUACCAAUAUUUAUGUGUUCAAAUAAAAUAAAAAAUUAAACAUCUGGCUGGCCACGUCUCAGAGUCAUCACUACCCCACUAGUGGGAGUAAUCCGCAGUGGUAAAUAAAUCCUCAAAAUCAGUACCUCUGUAAGUCUUUGACAUUUGAUGCUGACCACAUUGGUUUCAAUGGAUUAACCUAGUUGGAGGCGCUCGGCCAUGCAUUCGCAUCAGAUCACGAGUGGAAACGCUGUGCUCAACUUCUGCUGCAAUCGCUAGCCAGUUUAGAUCAGUCGAUUCUCGAUAUAUUGAUAUCCUGUCAAAUAUAUUUUCUGACCUCUUCGCUUCUGACUUUUGAUUUCACUUGGUGGGCACGAUUCAUAGUAGGUGUUACUGGUUACAUUGUUUUCAAACUCCGAAUACCUGUGGCAUCUUCAGUCACAUGAUGGAGUGCCUCAAAUUAUAUGUCAGAAUCUAUCCACAAGUGGCUCACAUAUGAAGUCGAAGUGUUGGAUAUGAGAAGGUAAUGCGAAUUGGAAACGUCAAUUCGGUCAUAACACUGCGACAUAGGGACUCUUUAUUAUAUCUUAGGUGGGAAGGUAGUGUUGAAAAUUCUAUGGUUCGAAUUCCAGAUAGUGUUUUCAGUACACAACCGACAUGUUAAUCAUAUACAACUCCAAGACCCGGGUGAGUUCGUCCCGAUUUGUUAAUUCUAAUACUACUGAGUAAAUUCUAAAUCAUACUGAGUCCGUAUCUGUUGCGCAGUCAGACAGAAAUGCAAUGAACCUAAGGAGAAGAGGUUUAGUCGAUUACUGAAAUAUGGAUUCUCAUUCAGGUUGCGGAGGAUGUGAUAUUUGCAUGAACUAAUGAUUCCUUUGUUAUUGAUUUCCCAGUGAAUACGAAUUUGAAAUGUAAUACGUUCAUCUGUGCUCAUCUAGUUCUACUUUCUGUAAAUUGCACUAUUUCGGGAAUUCAUGAUUAUUACAACAAUUCAAAUCAUCGUAUUUACUUUGAUAGUGACUAAAGAAGCACGUAAAGUUUUGUAGGAUGGGAAUCUCAUGGACUUACGAUCAUUAAAGCAUAUUUCGAAACAAAGAAGUGGGGAAUCACAAGAAAUGUUAGUCAAUAUUGUGUUGUUACAGGGGAACUGAAGACAUUUGGCUGGUUAGAAACUUUAUAUUGAAUAUUAUUAAUUUCACUGGUUUUUUAGAUGUAUUUGUUUUACUCAACUUCUGAACUUGUUUGUUCAUAUCAUUAUUUUCGGACAUUUUGGUUUCUCUGUCUUUGGUUUAAUAUUUGAGAGUUUCUUCUCCGGUUUGUUUCGAUAAUUGUUAUAAUUAUUGUUAGAACGACAUUUGGGUCGACUAUUUGUAAAUUGCGAAUAAACUUUGGUACCUGGAUUGGGGCUUGGUCCUAUUUUUGACUUGGGUUCAAAAAUUGCAAAUAGGUCGAUAUACCGUACUUCAGUAACGGGAACGAGCAAAAACUUGAACGUGACAUAUGCACCCACCGAUGUUAACAACAAAGCCGAUAAAAACCAAUUUUUUGAGAGGCUUCAGUCGAUCAAAGUGAAGUGCUCAGGAAAGGACCUGACCAUCCUGAUAAGAAACUUAAACGCCAAAAUCGGAAAGGACAACACCAGGUAUCAAGAUAUCAUGGAACGACAUGGACUGACUUAGAGAAACGAACGAGAAUGGUGAGAGAUUUGCAAUUUUAUGUGCAUUCACCCAAACUGAUUAUAGACGACACAUUCUUCUCACACAAGAAGUAUGUACCUAAUUUCAUGAGUACACAUUUUGAAAUACAAGUUAGUCAAUCACUUGAUGCCAUAUUUUAGGCAUCAUAUUUACACAUUUUAAUCAACAGGGUUCAGUAAUCUCAACCAUCAGUGGAUAAGUG